CGAAACUUUAUUUGUUUACGUUUCCGGAUCAACAGAGAAAUAUGCACAGGACAUUAUUAUGCGGCAAUGACAAUUUUUUAAAAAAAAAGAUAUUUUUUCAAUAAAUAAAUAAUUUUCCUAUUAAUGAUUCUCAUAAUUGGACCACCUUCUGUGGGGAAAACUUUGCUACUGAAACGUUUGCAAAAUAACCGUAUCCUUUAUUAUACUCUAUACUAUAACUUAAACUUAUACAUUUUUAGUAGUAGUAGUAUGAGUACUAUGAGUAUGAGUAUGGCUAUGACUAUGUUAUGACUAUACUAUACUAUGACUAUGACUCCACUAAGUUACUAAGUCACUAAGUAUCAGUAUUGGCUCAAAACUUAUACUUAUAGUUAGUUCUUUUAGUCUUUAGAUUUAUAAAUGUAUAACUAUAAUUUUUUUUUUACUUUGAUGUAAUUUCAUAAUUUAAAUUGCAUUAAAUUAAUUAAUUUAACAACUCCUGACUGGAAAAAAACACAAUCCAAAUGCCAUAUAAAAUAAUUCCUGCAUCUUUGUCUUUGUAGUACUAAUUUAACAUUUAAUAUAUUUUAUCUGCAAUAUUGGCAUAUCCUUACUGUAGUUUAAGACUGGUGAACAUUUAAUUAUCUCAUACCUGUUGUUUGUCCGUCAACAUCGACUAGGACCAUCCAGUCAUCUGGUUAGUGGAGGAAGGUGGGUUAUGGUGAGUUCAAAGGUGGCUUGCUAGUCUGAUCCAUGCUCAGAAUAAUCACUGGCACCGCAGGCAGUGGAUAGUUGCUGCAGUCGGUGAUCUAAUAUUGCUCUUUCGGGCAAGCUUGCAUGUCUCAGUUAUGGCUAUCAUACUGGCUUCAUGAGAUUUAGCCCCUGCUUGACAGCUGAUCUCCACCUGACUCUUUCCUGGGCUGUCUGCACCCAUUUAGUAGGGUUGAUGCCAAAGGCCUUUAGUGCCACUUUCAGUGAGUCUUUGUAACGUUUUUUUUUACCUCUUUGGGAGUGCUUGCCUAUCGUGAGUUCUCCGAAGAAUAUCUGUUUAGGGAGCUGGUGGUUUUCCAAAUGGGCUGCAUGUCCCAUCCAACAGAGUUGAGACGGCAUCAGGGUGGUGAAGAUACUAGGUAGGUUAGCUCUACCAAGGACCUCUGUGUCAGGAACUUUGUCUUGCCAUCUGAUGCCGAGGAGUUUCCUGGGGCAGGUUGUGUGAAAAUGGUUCAGUCUCUUAGAGUGACGCUGGUAGACUGUCCAUUUUUCACAUCCGUAGAGCAAUUUCGAGAGGACUGCUGCGCUAUAGACCUUGAUAUUCGUUUCUCGUCUGAUACCUUUCCUGUCUCAGACAGUCCUGGGGAGCCUGCCAAAUAUGGUACUAGCUUUUGCGAGUCUGGCAUUCAUUUCAUUAUCCAUGAUGACCGAUCUGGAGAGGGUGCUGCUCAAGUAAGUAAAUUUAUCCACUGCGUUAAGAUGCUGUCUGCUGAUGAUGAUGUUGGGUUUAAUGUAAGUUCUACUGGAAGCUGGCUGAUAUAACACUUCAGUCUUCUUGGUGUUGAUUGUUAGGCCAAAGUUGUUGCAAGCCUCAGAGAAGAAAGAUAUCAACGCUUUUUUGCAUGGCGGCUUCAGAGUCAGCAUUGAGGGCACAAUUUUCUGCAAAUAAAAGCUCGUUGAUAGUGUUAUGUUUGACCUUGUUUUUAGCUUCAAGCCUCCUAUGGUUGAAGACUGAUCCAUCCGUGUGGAAACUGAGCGGCAAGCCCGUGGUGGAGUCCUUGAAAGCAUCAGACAGCAUUGCAGAAUACAUAAUACUGAAGAGUGUGGGAGCAAGGACACAGCCCUGCUUCACAUAGUUUGUGACAGGGAAUGCUUGAGAUGACUGACCAUUUUCCUGCACUUGGGCCAUCAUGCAGCAGACGUAUGAUGUUGGUGAUUUUGUCUGGGCAUCCAUAAUUCUUCAUGAUUUUCCACAGGCCACCUCUAAUGACUGUAUCUCAUACUUACUACUACUUUCAGCAAACUUAUUCAACUUUACACACACUCUGAAAGCAUCUCUGUUAUCUGUCUCUUUUUAUCUUCGUUACAUUUAAAGAUUUAUUUCUGGUGCAGAGUGUCUAAUUAUGUUAUAUCCAUAUUCUAUACCUAAUGUGAUCCUUAAUAAUUUAAUAUCCAACUUUAAUUAAAGAAGAUGUGCCAGCAACUAUUUCUACUGUAAGUUUACUUAUUAUUUACAUAAACAUUUAUUAAAGCUUGUAAUUUCAUAAAGCAGUCUUUCAGUUUUCUAGUUUGACUAUUUUCAUGAGUUCACUUGCAAUGAAAAGACAGUUCAUUUUAGUUGCUCUAUGAGCAAUAUUACUGGAUUGGUUGAACUUGGAAUCACUUCUUUAGAACAUCAUCAUCAGUGGUGCUAAAGCCUCUGUAGCACCCUAGUCUGCUCCACCAUUUUCUUUUAUUCGGGCGUAUGACGAAUUUUUUCCCCAUGUUCUACAGUACAUCAUAAUUCAUAAUUAUAGACUAUAUAUAUAUUUUUUUUUUUUUAAGAAGGAAUAUUCUCACUUAGAUAUUUUAACCGUUAGCAACAAUUUAAUAAAAGUGCUGUAGUCAUAAAAACAAACAUAAGUCUAAUAAAUUCAGAAGGAAUAUGCUUAAAAUACUUAAAUAUUAAAGCAUUGAAAUUAUUAAAAAGCAGAUGUUAUAGCUAUUCUUCAAAGCAAACCAGAAGGUAUAUGCAAUAUAUCAUAUACCCUGCAAAACAGAAAUAAUUAAUCCUAAUAUGUUAAAAAAUUAUUAGCUUGUUAAGUAAGAUUAAUAUAAAAAGUUCAAUCUUUUUUAUGAUUUGAUUAAUUCAUAUGUGUAUUAUCUUACCCCUUAAACUUAAAUAAAUCAUAGCUAUUUGUAAAGUAUAAUUUGAUAUAUAAUUUUCUCAGACCAUUUAAAAGUGUAUUUUAUUAAACAGGUGGGAACAAACCUGAUGACAGUUACCGUCCUUAAAAAGACAGAGGUUACUAUAAGAGAAAUGGGAGGAGCUAUGGGUCCAAUUUGGCACAAUUAUUAUAAAGACUCUCACGCUGUCAUGGUAAGAGAGUAAAUAUUUUUUAAAUAAAUAAUUGCUUUGCAUUAUAACAUCUUUUUAAUUAAAUUAAUUGGUUUUGGUGUAAUAUUAGCAAUGUCUGUAAUUGCACUAAUCUGUAUACUAUUUUUGAAAAUGAGUAUGUUAAGAUUUCAUUAAUUUGAAUUUCUGCAUUUCUGGGGGGGGGGGGGGGGGGGGGGGGGUUUCUGGGGGAGAGAUUACUGGAGGCGCCACUGUACAUAGUAAUAUAAAUAAAACCUGCAAAUUGAGGGGGAGGGGUAAAAUGCCCCACCCUGCCCUUCCAAAAGAUGCCCCUGAGUAAAAUUAUAAUUUUCAAAUUAUGCUGAUUUGUUCCUGAGUUUAGUCAAAUUCAACCUUAUUUUAUUUUGCAUUGUAUCUUCUGGGCAUCAUUUUCUUGUAAUUGUGUGCAUGUUAAAUUCCCCCUUUCCUUCAUGCACAUUGAUUUAAUGAGUUUUUAUUUCUUAAUUUCAAUAAUUAAUCCAACACCUCAACAACUUUCUUUAUAUUUCAUUAAAACACACAAUUGAAUUUGUUUAAAAUUAAAUUGUAUGAUAAAAUUCAGUAAAGCUUUAUCUCACACUGUUGACACAAUUUUUGGGCUCAUCUGGGAUAGAUAUAUACAAAAAAUAAUAAUAACAUAAAAUAUUUCUUUUAUUUUCUUUAAAAACUUAAUAACUGUCUUGUAAAUUGAUUUUACAUUUUCAGUUUAUGAUUGAUAUGUCAAAACAUACUCAAGUUGCUAUUGCUUGUGUCCAAUUACUGACUAUGCUGUCUCACCCUUUAACACAAAAUGUUCCAGUGUUGAUAAUUCUCAACAAAAUGUAAGUUUAAAUUGAAAAUUACAUCAAUAGUAAAUGCAUUAUUAAUUGACCUUAGUUAUCCAGAUUUGAUUUUCUAAAUAUCUUUUGUUUCUCCAGAGAUGUUCCUAAUGGUUUAACCAAUGCAGAAUCUGAGAGCUUGUUCAGAUUUGAUGAACUCACUAAACAAGCACCACAGAAAAUAACUAUCAUUGAAACCAGUGCUAAAAAUGGGAACAACCUAGAUAAAGUAGCCAAAUGGAUCUAUGAACAAAAUAAAAAUGAAGACAUCAGUUCAGCCUAAAAUACUGUAAAAAUGAAAUUUGAUGACACUGAUGAUGUUGAAAACAAAACGUAAUAAAUUAUUUCAUGAUCUGACAGAAAGUAGUUAUCAGUUUAACUUUAACCCAUAAUCCCCUACAUUCUUGCUAUUAAAAGUAGACUGAAACACAAUAAAUAAGAUUUUAAAACCAAUUUUGCUGUCCAAUGUUGUUGUUUUUUUAAAUCAACAUUAAAGCAAUGUUGUAAAUAAGGCAUUUGCUAAAGAAAAAUAAUAAUUUAACAUAAAGCCUGUUUCUAAUUUCAUUUUAACAAUGUAAAAAAAAAAAAAAAGUCAUCCAAUUUUUAU
Molecule: messenger RNA, 4489 nt
Organism: Lymnaea stagnalis (great pond snail)
Lineage: Eukaryota; Metazoa; Mollusca; Gastropoda; Lymnaeidae
Source: the annotation of a GenBank genome assembly